AUGGAGGUUAUUACCAGCCAGAAUAUAAAGUUGCAAGAUAAAGCAUUUAAAGGUGAAGAAAGGCAGCUGCGGAUAGUGACAGGAGAAUGGUUUUUUGAAGAGAGAGCAAAGCGCUUCAAACAAUCAAAUCUUCUUGGAACUGAUGUUGUCAGACAGUCUAUCCUACGCAAAUUCCCAGAUACGGUUUCCAGUAAGGAUGAAAGAAGAACAUUUAAAGAUCAGCCCCAAGAGAAUGAAGAAAAAAGGCCAGAAGCAUCGGUCUCUUCCACAACUGGGCAUAAAUCAGUCUUCAGUGGACCUAAAAAGAUAGGGAGGGUAAUUAGGGCAGUUACCAAAGGAGAAAGUAGAAAUGAAAAAGAUGAAGAUGAAAGGUACGCAGGCUCAGAUGCUGAGGCUCAAAGUCUGCACAGUGGCAAGUCAACGCCUUGCUCUGAGAGAGGGAGCACUCUUUCACUGAACAGCAGUGAUGCAGAGGCCACCACAGGCCAUCUGAAAGGGGCCAUGGGUCCUAUGAACAGAGGCAAUGUUUCCAUACCUUCCUUCUCGAGGUCUCCGGCGCUCAGCACGCGGAGCAUGACCAUGGACUAUAGCAGGGACACUGGCUUAGAAAAUGGCAUGAUUAUUCCAACAAGUGAAAGCGUACCUGAAGAUCUAGUAAAGCAGCACUGUAGGAAAGCAUCUGGAACACCUUCCAUUGCAGUUUCUAGGGUAUCUUUGUCAUCAGACCGUAGUCGAUCUGAGAUUGAUUUGAGUGAAUCUUUCUCUGAAGGAAAUGAGGAUACUCUGAGCACAAGAAGCAAAUCUGUACCUAGUGCCUUAGAUCAGGAACUGGAUUAUCUGGAUGAAACAGAAGAUGAUAUUGAUGACAUAGUGGCCUCUCGUUACUCAAGGAAACAUGAACAUUUGACAAGUGGAUUGUCAACAAACUCCCCAGAAGGCUCUGACAGAAAGUGGACAUAUUUAAAUGUGCCUGAAACAGAUGGUGAUACUACUAGCAUUAACAGCAUGCUGAGUGUAUAUAGUGAAACUGGUGACUAUGGCAACGUGAAGGUCAGUGGUGAAAUCCUUCUCAACAUCAACUACAGCUACAAAACAGGUGCCCUCAACAUCGUGGUGAAAAGUUGCAGAAACCUGGCCAUUGCAGAUGAGAAGAAGCAAAGGACCGAUCCAUAUGUCAAAGCAUACCUUCUGCCUGAUAAGUCCCGCCAAAGUAAGCGCAAGACCAAAAUUAAAAGUAACAGCAUCAAUCCAGAAUUUAAUGAAACGCUGAAGUAUGUAAUCAGUCACACACAGCUAGAAACCAGGACGCUGCAGCUUUCUGUCUGGCACUAUGACAGAUUUGGACACAACAGCUUCCUUGGGGAGGUGGAAAUUCCAUUUGAUUCCUGGGACUUUGAAAAUCAGAGCGAUGAGUGGUUUGUGCUCCAACCCAAGGUGGAGGUUGUGACAGAUGUUGGGUUUCAAUAUAAAGGAGAACUGACAGUUGUUUUACGUUACAUUCCCCCAGACAGAAACCUAAUGCUUCCUCUAGGGCAGUUUCAAGGAAAGAAGAGCUUUAAAAAAGGAAAGAAGGGAGCCUCUCACAUGCCAUCUGGAGGUAUAUUAGAAGUCCUCAUCAAAGAAGCAAAGAAUUUAACAGCAGUGAAAUCAGGAGGCACAUCUGACACUUUUGUGAAAGGAUAUCUGCUUCCAGAUGACAGCAAAGCUACAAAACACAAAACUCCCAUAAUAAAAAAGAGUGUGAACCCCCAGUGGAAUCAUACCUUUGCUUUCAGUGGCUUGAAUUCGAGAGAUAUACGUAACGCCUGCCUAGAAUUGACUGUGUGGGACAAGGAGUCGCUCUCCAGCAAUAUUUUUCUGGGAGGUGUCCGCUUGAGCACUGGAAAUGGUGUAAGUAAUGGUAAGGAGGUUGACUGGAUGGACUCUCAAGGCGAAGAGCAGCACCUCUGGCAGAAGAUGAUUGACAGUCCUGGAGCUCCUGUGGAGGGGAUAUUAAUGCUGAGAUCCAGCAUGGGAAAACGCAGACUCUGA
This is a messenger RNA of Tauraco erythrolophus (red-crested turaco), 2031 nucleotides long. NCBI's taxonomy places the organism in Eukaryota, Metazoa, Chordata, Aves, Musophagiformes, Musophagidae. The record is from RefSeq and is a predicted model, not a curated record.